AUGAUACGACACAGUCUAACAGUUGACGUUGAAACAAACAAAUCACCUUUGCAAAAUGGUAAGAAAUUCCUUAUUGUCGCCUUGGCUUUUGUGGCUUGUGCCUAUGCUGAUGUUUCUGAGUUGGGUUACAACUAUCAACAACCAGCUCCCGCUCCAGUGCAACCCGAAAGGACUUAUAUUCCUCCUGCCCCUGUAGUACCUGAACCAGCUCCAGUUGCCCCUGUUAACACUUAUAUUCCACCAGCACCUGUUGCCCCUGAACCAGUUCCAGUUGCUCCUGUAAACACUUAUAUUCCACCAGCACCUGUUGCCCCUAAACCAGCUCCAGUUGCUCCCGUUGUGCAGCCUACAAAUACUUACAUCCCCCCUGCACCCGUUGCCCCUGUUGAAGAAAUUGAACAGACUCCCGUUGAUGGUUAUCGUUACAAAACUGUUCGCCGUGUUGUCUACAGACACCGUGCUUAAGC
This is a messenger RNA of Musca vetustissima, 467 nucleotides long. RefSeq lists its product as uncharacterized. The record is from RefSeq and is a predicted model, not a curated record. The coding region runs from base 1 to 465 and encodes 154 amino acids. The transcript has 2 exons. NCBI's taxonomy places the organism in Eukaryota, Metazoa, Arthropoda, Insecta, Diptera, Muscidae.